Messenger RNA from Menidia menidia (Atlantic silverside), 4548 nucleotides. The record is from the annotation of a GenBank genome assembly. NCBI's taxonomy places the organism in Eukaryota, Metazoa, Chordata, Actinopteri, Atheriniformes, Atherinopsidae.
UUGGUUUAUAUUAGCGGUGGAUGGAGCAUUCUGCUGGCCGCUGGUUGGAACCUGUUGCUCCGUAGUUCCGUGUUGUGCAAUGGACGGCAGUGUCCACCACGAUAUAACAGUUGGUACUAAGAGAGGAUCUGACGAGCUUUUCUCCAGCAUCUCCAACGGCCCGUAUAUCAUGAGCGCCACAGCCAAUGGCAAUGACAGCAAGAAGUUCAAAGGUGACAUAAGAGGUCCCAGCGUGCCAUCGAGGGUCAUCCACAUCCGAAGACUCCCCAACGACAUCACAGAGACCGAGGUGAUCAGCCUUGGCCUACCCUUUGGAGACGUCACCAACCUGCUGAUGCUCAAAGCCAAGAACCAGGCCUUCUUGGAGAUGAACUCAGAAGAAGUUGCUCAGAACAUGGUGGGCUACUACUCCACAGUCGUGCCCAUCAUCAGACAUCAUCCGGUCUACGUUCAGUUCUCCAACCACAAGGAGCUCAAAACUGACAACUCUCCCAACCAGGAGAGGGCCCAGGCAGCUCUCCGGGCCCUCAGCACCUCUCAUGUGGACGCAGCAGCGGUGGUGGCUCCAAGCUCAGUUCUGAGGGUGGUGGUGGAGAACCUGGUCUACCCCGUCUCCUUGGAUGCACUCUGCCAGAUCUUCUCAAAGUUCGGCACCGUGUUAAGGAUCAUCGUCUUCACCAAAAACAAUCAAUUCCAGGCUCUGCUGCAGUAUCCAGACGGAGCGUCGGCCCAAGCAGCCAAACUGUCUCUGGACGGGCAGAACAUCUACAACGGCUGCUGCACUCUAAGGAUCAGCUUCUCCAAACUUGCCAGCCUCAACGUUAAAUACAACAACGAGAAGAGUAGAGAUUUCACCAGGCCAGACCUGCCUUCCGGAGACAGCCAACCCACCAUGGAGCACCCAGCCAUGGCUACAGCCUUCACUCCUGGCAUCAUCUCAGCUUCACCGUAUGCCGGAGCGACUCACGCCUUCCCACCGGCCUUUACCAUCCAGCCUGCAAUGUCCUCCGCCUAUCCAGGCCUGACGAUGCCUGCUCUUCCCGGAUCAUUGGCCUCUCUCACCCUCCCAGCCGCCGCCAGGCUGGGAUUCCCAGCCAUCCCUGCCGGACACUGUGUCCUGCUGGUCAGCAACCUCAACCCCGAGAGAGUUACGCCCCACUGCCUCUUUAUUCUCUUCGGUGUCUAUGGAGACGUGAUGCGAGUGAAGAUUCUGUUCAACAAGAAGGAAAAUGCUCUGGUUCAGAUGAGUGACAGCACACAGGCUCAGCUAGCCAUGAGCCACCUGAACGGCCAGCGGCUGCACGGGAAGUCUCUUCGCAUCACGUUGUCCAAACACACCAACGUCCAGCUUCCCCGAGAAGGUCACGAGGACCAGGGCCUGACCAAAGACUACAGCAACUCCCCCCUGCACCGCUUCAAGAAGCCAGGCUCAAAGAACUAUUCCAACAUCUUUCCACCUUCGGCCACCUUACACCUGUCCAACAUCCCCCCUUUGGUGGUGGAGGAGGAUCUGAAGAUGCUGUUUUCCAGCUCUGGAGCGAUUGUCAAGGCCUUCAAGUUCUUCCAGAAGGACCAUAAGAUGGCUCUGAUCCAGAUGGGCUCCGUAGAGGAGGCCAUCGAGUCCCUCAUCGAGUUCCACAACCACGACUUGGGAGAGAACCACCACCUGCGGGUCUCCUUCUCCAAGUCCUCCAUCUGAGCCUCGGACUGCGUCUGGAUCCUCCUCAGAGAGCCAGGUCCACGGUGUCCACUACACUCCAAUCAUUCCAGCGCACAUCUGCAGAAACCGCCGUGAAGUCUGGUGUUACCUUAAAUUAUUGAUUUUUAAAACCUUCAGGCUCGUUACUGUCAGAGAGGAUUAGGGAUUCAAGAGAGUGGUCGUUCUCUGGAUCCGCAAAGCCAGAAUUUUUUAGAUUAUAGUCAGAAUUCACGCAAUGUCCUUCUGGUUGUGAAGCUGGUACCUCUUCAGCCUUUCAUGUCUUUCGAUUUUAACCCGAUACGAGGAGUUAAAGUCCGCCUUUUUAGAUGAUAUCAUGGAGCUCUGACUGAAAUUUUCCCAAUUCUGACUUUAUGACCCACUCAUCUGGGGCGUGUUGUUUUUCCGUAGCUUCCCCCUGGCUGAGCAGCAUGCCUACCUGUAAAAAGAUAAAUACAUAAAAACAGCCUGACGGCAUUCGGGAAGUUGUAGCUUUACCCUCCAAGUGUCAGAUCUCAAGCAGGCGUCCUUUAGAGGAGCCUGGUUAGACCUUCAGAGGAUCCCUGUGCCUUAUUCCUGGAGUCACAACGACCUCGAAUUUAAGGAAAACAAGCCUCUGUGAAUUGGCGAGAGCAGGUUUACAGUUGAUAAAGGUUUACUGUUGAGUUGUAUUACAGAUAUAUCCCUAUUUUAUGUGUAUGUUAUUGGUGUUGUCAGUACUUUCUGUUGGUGUUUUGUACUGCUGGCUACUGUAGUGUGAAACGUGAACUGAUUGUGUUUUAGCAGGUUUGGGUCUUUAGUCCUUGAUGCUCCUUUUUAUUUCUAUUACUCUUUGACUUUCCUUAUUUCCACAUAUGCAAUCAUGUUGUAAUCUAAUCAGAUAUUGUAGCAAUAUUUUAAUCAUUCCUGAAAUCUUUGGUUUAUUUUUUCUGGGCUGUCUUUGCUGCCUUCUGCGAUUCGCAGGUGAAUGUUUCUUUAGCUUUUCUUUUCUGUCGUGUUGCCUCUCUGAACAGUUUUAUUUAUAAGUUUGUGAUCCACUACAGCUGAAAACCAAAAAAAUGGCCUUUUAGAUGCAAACAAAACCACCUGCCUCAGGUUUAAGGACUUAAAACUAAGCAAAAGUUGGUGAAUAUGGAGAGAAAAUGGCCUCGGUGUAGUUAUGCAUGUGUUUGAAGCCCUCUGUGUAAUGGAAAAAAACCCACACGUGCACUCAAAUGUGAAUACUUUCCACAGAUUGUUGCCCCCAGCCUCACAGAUGUGGUCACUUCUUGUUCAAAAAGGCUCCUUAAAAUACGUGCACAUGCAUCGCUGAUGUGCACGGACCAGUUUACAAGGUCACUUUAGAUUUUGAGACUCUUGGCGUUUGAGUUGUGUGGUGCCUUCAAGUGUAUUUAAAAGCUGCCGGGACAUCUGAGUUUUCCAUACACUUGUGUGGUGUGUCGAAACAUUCUGUGAAGCGUUUUUCUGUGUAUGUGUGCCUUUAUUUAAUCUUUUGUUCACCCAAAGUUAUACACAACGAUUUCUAAACUCUUGUGAAACUGGGCCGAGUCCAUUUUCUCUCCACAGGUGAACUGGUUCCAACUUUCUUCUUGUUUUCCUGUGGGAAUGUUUUUAUUAUUGUCUCAACCACUUCACUGGAUUCAGUGUGGUUUCUAUUGCAAAACAAGAUGUAAACUAAGGUGCCUUCAACCCAGCACUGAGUCGUACAUCAGGCAUUAAUUCUGCUUUAUUCUGAGAUGAAAGUUUGGCGGGAAGAAGCCCCGCAGCACAUGCUGAAAAACAUUGAAACCAGGCCACUCUGGUUUGCUGUAUUUGUGUUUUAUUAUGAAAGCGUCAACAUUCCAGUUCAUUCCCCACCUUUAAAAAGAGACAAAACACUGCGCAAACUAGACAUUUCCCCCAAAUGAGCUGCUGGAUAUUAGUGAUGUGUUCAGUGCACCUGGGAAGACUUUGAGAGUUGGACACUUAAAAAAGAGAAUAAAUAGCAAGUGGUGUCCCACCUCAGACGACGACUCCUUCAUUUCAAGAGAGAAUCCAUUCGGGUCCUGUCUAAUCCCAGAGAGCAGUAACUGAAGCCCCAUUUCACCUGGAUUGGGCAAAACCGACCAAAAAUUAGGCUUAAGCAGUACUUACAAAUGAUACAUGUAAACCCAACCACCAUUUAAAUCUGAUCUUUGUAAGUAGAUUUUCAUUACAAACCUUUUUAUUUUUUUUAAAUAACAUGCAUACUUUCACAUACAAACAUCUGUAUUUAGAUGAUUACUUUGCGCAUAAUGUUUGACUAAUCAACUAACACAUACUAACUUUUCUCAGUUUUAAGUAUCUAGUGCUUUCAUUGGUAGUCUGAGGUAAUCAGGCCUCACCCACCACCAGGGAAGAUACUGUUAUUUUUGGUUAAUCGUUUAAAGUGCUAUAUGUGAGUUCUCUGAGACUUUAUCGAACUCAUUUUACUGGAUUUCAGAAUUUUGAAGCAUCACCAAGAUGGAGCGGUUAAAUUUACCACUGAAAACACUCCGAGCUGGACCUUUUGCUCACACGGCUUCUCCCAGGUGUACUUGAACGCAUCACGAGCCUUGGGUUUCAGGUGAGGAGGGAGCUACAGCAGGACAGGGGUCUGUUCGACUGUACAUAUGAGUUUUAUACACAGUUGUCUGAGAGGCGACAAUAGUCGGUUUUAUAUCUGAUGAGACGUGUAUAUUUUGAUUGUGCGACCAGUUCUGAGCCUUACACUGUUUGUGUCACAAAGAGAAGAGAAACAGAUUAAAUCACUUUUUACCUAAAACUCAGUCUGCUAUUUGUUCAACAACUCUCUGAAUGUUGUAACUACUGUUCUUAAGAAAGAGGAGAGGAGA